GGUCCCGCGCUUCAGAGGUUCGCAGCGCCGCGAGUGGCCUCUAGAUUUGGUGGCCGGGAGGCGCAUGAGGACCUUGUCCAUGGACCGGGCGGCCGUGGCGAGGGUGGGCGCGGUUGCGAGCGCCAGCGUGUGCGCCCUAGUGGCAGGGGUGGUACUGGCCCAGUACAUUUUCACCUUGAAGAGGAAGACGGGACGGAAGACUAAGAUCAUCGAGAUGAUGCCAGAAUUCCAGAAAAGUUUUGUUCGCAUCAAAAAUCCUACAAGGGUGGAAGAAAUUAUCUGUGGUCUUAUCAAAGGAGGAGCUGCUAAACUUCAGAUAAUAACAGAUUUUGAUAUGACACUAAGUAGAUUUUCCUACAAAGGCAAGAGAUGCCCAACGUGUCAUAAUGUCAUUGACAACUGUAAACUGGUUACAGAUGAAUGUCGAAAAAAGCUAUUUCAGUUGAAGGAAAAAUACUAUGCUAUUGAAGUUGACCCUGUUCUUACUGUAGAAGAGAAGUACCCAUAUAUGGUGGAGUGGUAUACUAAGUCACAUGGUUUACUUGUUGAACAAGCUUUACCAAAAGCAAAACUUAAAGAAAUUGUGGAAGAAUCUGACAUUAUGCUCAAGGAAGGAUAUGAAAAUUUCUUUGAUAAACUCCAAAAGUACAGUAUCCCUGUGUUCAUAUUUUCGGCUGGGAUUGGCGAUGUUCUCGAGGAGGUUAUCCGGCAAGCUGGUGUUUAUCAUCCAAAUGUCAAAGUUGUUUCCAAUUUCAUGGAUUUUGAUGAAAAUGGAGUACUCAAAGGAUUUAAAGGAGAAUUAAUUCACGUAUUUAACAAACAUGAUGGUGCCUUGAGGAACACAGAAUAUUUCAAUCAACUAAAAGACAACAGCAAUAUAAUACUGUUGGGAGAUUCCCAAGGAGACUUAAGAAUGGCAGAUGGAGUAGCCAAUGUUGAAAACAUUCUAAAAAUUGGAUAUUUAAAUGAUAGAGUGGAUGAGCUUUUGGAAAAGUAUAUGGACUCAUAUGAUAUUGUUUUAGUAAAAGAUGAAUCAUUGGAAGUAGCAAACUCUAUCUUACAGAAGAUUCUAUAAAUAAACAUUCAUCUGGAAGACCUCUCUCCUGCGGGGGCAGCUGAUGUAAACUCUGCUGACUUGUUCACCUUGCUCUGAAAGACUCUUAUUUAUAAUGCAUUUUGUUCUUAAAGAUUUCCUUUGUGAAAGUAUUUUAAGACAUGUUGAUUCCAUCAAUUGGAAGAGCCUUUUUCUCCACUUCUGUCAGCACACUCCCCUCCAUAUUUUUAAACAGAUUUU
Elephantulus edwardii (Cape elephant shrew) is the source of this 1294-nucleotide messenger RNA. RefSeq names its product 5'-nucleotidase, cytosolic IIIA (gene NT5C3A). The transcript is spliced from 9 exons. Gene Ontology annotation, molecular function: magnesium ion binding; 5'-nucleotidase activity. Gene Ontology annotation, cellular component: cytoplasm. NCBI's taxonomy places the organism in Eukaryota, Metazoa, Chordata, Mammalia, Macroscelidea, Macroscelididae. The record is from RefSeq and is a predicted model, not a curated record. Bases 65 to 1075 code for a protein of 336 amino acids.